Molecule: messenger RNA, 3889 nt
Organism: Grammomys surdaster
Lineage: Eukaryota; Metazoa; Chordata; Mammalia; Rodentia; Muridae
Gene: Ncs1
Product: neuronal calcium sensor 1
Exons: 5
Coding region: 41-637 (198 amino acids)
Molecular function (GO): calcium sensitive guanylate cyclase activator activity; calcium ion binding
Source: RefSeq, a predicted model, not a curated record
UUCCUGUGGUGUGGGUUCUUUCAAUACCCCCAUUUCACAGAUGAAGAAAUUGAGGCUUAGAGUUUUGUGCCUGGUUCUUUCACUGAGUACCACUGAGCACAGGUUUUCAGUACUUACUAGUACAGCAGGUAUCAGCACCUCAGUCUCUGCUGCAUACUAUCCCUCUGCCAGCUUUGCCUCCUUCCCUCCCCUCUUGCCCCUCACUCCUUCCCUCCCGCCCUUUGUUCAUCAGUCUUCUACUGCCCAUCACGAGGUCUGUGCUGACCAAAGCCGUCCCCUUUGUCUCCCUCAGGAUGGCAGGAUUGAGUUCUCUGAGUUCAUCCAGGCACUAUCGGUGACCUCAAGGGGGACCCUGGAUGAGAAGCUGCGGUGGGCCUUCAAGCUUUAUGACUUGGAUAACGAUGGCUACAUCACCAGAAACGAGAUGCUGGACAUAGUGGAUGCCAUUUACCAGAUGGUGGGGAACACCGUGGAGCUCCCAGAAGAAGAGAACACACCAGAGAAGAGAGUGGACCGGAUCUUCGCCAUGAUGGAUAAGAACGCUGACGGCAAGCUGACUCUUCAGGAGUUCCAGGAGGGCUCCAAGGCCGACCCUUCCAUCGUGCAGGCGCUGUCCCUCUACGAUGGGCUGGUAUAGUCCAGGCCCAGAGCUGUGAUGUGUGAGAACCACUAGCCUCUUCCUGUGCCAUGAGGCCACCGCAGCCUGACUCCGCCCCUGUGCCCACCCAGGCUUCCUCAGCUCCACAAAGCCCCGCCCUCGAGCCAGGCCCUGGUUCCCUUUCCCCCUGCCCUGCAUCCACCUGCCGCCUGAAGCCACUGGUUCCAAUCGUCAACAACCUCCGCUUGUCCAAAACAGCGACAAACUGAAACGGAAAGGCUCCAGCCCUCUGCAAAACUGAGCGCCUGGCUGUCUCCCUCAGCAGCCGCCCCGUUCUUCCUGCUGUCCGGCCUGUGUGCUUUCUUUUUUUUAUUUCAAACGGACAUUGUAAAAGAAAACAAACUACCUUCUGUUCUAAAAGAUACUGACCACUGGGAGAAGGCUUCUGAGUCUCAGAGACCUGAGUCUCUGCCUGGUCCCCUGCAGUGGUGGCCAGGGGCAGUGAAGCCACUGGCAGACAAGGAUGUUAGUGAAAGUGGCUCCUGUGAUAUCAGUAUUGUGCAUUUUGUGGGGAAACUGAGCGGUUUUUUUAUACUCAUAUAUAAUCGAUACCUUUUAUUUAUUGGUUGUUAACUAUUGCUGCUACCUUGUGUGUCUGAAACUCCCAGACGCUGGGCCUCCGUUUACAUGUGCACACCCUCACCCACCUGCCCACCUCACUUGGGAGGAUGGUGGCCUGCAGCGGCCAAGAAGCCAAAAAUCUUUUUCUCUUUUUUUUUCAUAUACUAUGCUCCAUUUUUGGAGAGGGGAAGGUGGGCAUUCCUAAAUGGCUAACGUAUUGUUCCCCAGCUUCUGCCCUGGAAACCCCACUGCUCCAUUCUGCUCUCCUUGGAACCGUAACACUUUUUUCAAGAACAAACUUGAGGGUUUUUUGUUUGUUUGUUUUGUUUUUAAUUUUGCUACUUUUGCUUUGAUGGUCACAACAGAGAGAAAAUGGAGCCUUGUUCUGGGUGUGAGGACUGGGGAAGGUUUGGGGCACGCAGUAGAGAGAGUACAAAGUGGGCUUCUCUGCACACUGCUGGCCUCUGACUCCUUGAUGCUAGGGGGCUGGGUGUAGCAUAUGAAUUCCCCUGCUCUCCUGCUCGCCUGCCUCUCUCUGCCUUUUGCAGCAGGCUUCUUCCCUAUUCAGGAGUCUGAGAAAGAAAGGGUAGGAGGACAGGACGACCAGGCCAUGCUGCUGAGGAGGCCAUGCCAGAGAAUAUGGCUCCAUAUUUGUCACCAGGAGCAGCAGGCAACCAUGGACUAGAAGCAAGGAACCCAAGGCUGGGCUUCUUUGGGACUUUAUAGUUUUUCCCUUCUUGGUCAGCAAGGCUGUGAGGCCUGGUGGCUGGUCUUGUGGAAAUUGUAUGAUUCUCAGCCCAGAGCUAGGGUUCCUGUGUUUGUGACGCUGUUCUAUGGCUAUGUUUUCUAGACUCUGGAGAGCACAGGAUCGUAUAAAUGACAGUACAACCCCCGUAUAGUCUCUGGGCACAGCCUCGGCUGCUGGCGUGUAUGGUCUGGCCUAAAGGCUGACUGUGUCUGAUGACACUCCCUUUAGCCCCUCUUUAGGAUUCUUUCCAGCUCCUUUGAGCUCAUCCUCACCCUGGGGAGAUUUCCCUGGGGAGGCUCUCAGCUGCAAAGGCAGACCUGAGCCCACAGUUCUUGCUUCUAGUUUGUGUAGCCUUACUGCCUACCAUUGAGAGGGGGGAGGUUGCCCCCGGGUUUUUCUUCUGCUCUGAUUCUCCUGUAAUCUACACCAUACUUCUGGGAGGCCGAAAUCUUCCUUGCUAAUGUUCUGUGGGUAAGCAGCUGGAGGGUUGAUGUCCCCCACCAAGAGGUGACUUUGCCUUGCCUGACCAUCCCUGUGGGUGGGAAUGCUUAGCCAGUCCGUGUACGCACUCUCUUCAUGGGUAGACAGACCCUUUGCUCAUUGCCAGCCCACCAGAUCUCACAGGGCUCCAGUUACACAGGCAGUUUUCUUUGAGGCCUCUUUGGGUUAUCUUCCUGAUUGGUCCCUGACAGAGUCUCUAGGACAGAGAGUAGAUGUGGUGACAUAGGUUGAGAGGAUGAGAGUGGACCUCUCUCUGAUCUCUGGGGCCUCGGUUGUCCUCUCUGUCAGUGACAUGUUUGGUGACAUCAAGACCCAAUGGAUUCCUAGCUGAGGACUGUCAAGGGUUAAGCAUGGGGCCCUCAGCUAAGGUGUUCACUGAGGUCUAUGGAUCCAGGCUUCCUCUCAGCAUCUCAGCUUUUUGGUUUGUAGCCUCCAGUGUGACAUUUUGGUCUUCACAGUUUAUGUCCUUGGGCCCAAGCCUUGGACAUUGAGACAGCCCUGGGCUGCCUUUUCUUGGCAGUGUGUCGAACACUAUUUUUUGUUCAAGGAUGCGUGCUGACUAACGCCUGUCUCUCUUUCACCAGCAGUUAGCUGAGGCACACAGCAUGCCCAGAAUCUGAGGCCAAGCCUCUUCGGCGCAGCCCGAGGGCCUCUCAAGUUCAUUUCCACAGAGGCCCCACCUCAUCUGAUGCUGCUUUCUUUAGGGGUGUGGUCCAGCCGAUGAGGCCAGGCCUGGUCCCUCGGCAGACCCUCCUUUCUAGGGCCAGGAAUGCUGUGACCCCCUCUUCCCAGCAUCGGCUGCCCACUUUGUGUGGAUGGUGACUUAGGAGUGUAUCACGACUUUUCAGUAUCUAGCCAGGUUUAAAGUAACAGGCAAAUGUAUGCAGCAUUGACAUCUCUUUCUUUAAAUGCUCUACAGUUUGAUAGUUGAUUUCCUAGGAAGGUGCGUUUGCACUUUGGGGGACAUUGUCUCUUCUAGGGGAUGAUGGAGUGUGUGGUGCCUGGGAUUUCUGGCAUCUCUCCUGAGAAAGCCCCCACUGCUGACCAAGCAGAAAACCUCCAAGAUUCUUCCCAGUGUUUCUGCAUUUACAUGAUCCAAGGAUGGAUGGGGAUGCCCCCUGGUGGUGAUGAGCCACAGAGGCACCUGGGGAUGCAGUGGUCCAGCCAGUGGUGAGGCUAGUGUGGGAAGGCCGAAGUGGGGGCUGUGGUUUCAGAGGUCCUGGGCCCCCAGCCCCAUAUAUCUGGCAGCAUGUCUCCCACCUACCCCUCUGCUAGGUCAUCUGGGACUGGCAAGGUAGUUGGCAUAAGGGCACGGUGGGAAGCUUUGCCCUCCCAACUUUAAUUUUUUUUAAAAAAAAAAUAUCUGCAGAAUAAAUCCAAUGGUUAAUUUUUGAAUGAAUAAAAGGCUUUUGUUGAAUAAA